GGAGCACGAAAUGAAGACAUGUGCGGGGAUGUAUCGCCGAACUGUUUUGUCUCCCCCUUGACUGUCACAAAAUAUUAUGUGAAAUACAGCUAACACUAGUAAAAUACCUAGGUACUCAUAUCGUUGGCUCACCGUUUCUUACGUGAUGAUACCCUAAUUAAAUACCACUUCUGGCCCCUCCUACUUUGAACAUUUUGAACAUUUCAUACUUCUCUGCUACUUCUUUUAUUCAUAUUUUUGUAUUCUCCUGGUUUCAUCUGAUCUUCUACUAUAUAUCACUACGCACACUGAUCGGCACAACUUCAUCAAGAAAGCCCGUAUAUCUACGACUCCAAGUCUACCACCGCCAAAAUGACCCAACAACCCCACGUCCCCGCCCCCGGCGUCUGGGUCCCCGCCGUGACCUUCUUUGACCCGGCCACCGACCGUCUCGACCUGGCCGCUCAAAAGUCAUACUUCAAAUACCUGUCCACCACGGGACUCACGGGGCUCUUGAUCCUGGGCACCAACGCCGAGGCGCUCCUCCUCACGCGCGACGAGCGGUUCGAGCUGAUCAAAGCCGCGCGGGACGCCGUGGGGCCUUCUUUCCCCCUGAUGGCCGGCGUGAGCGGCCACUCUACGCGGCAAGUGCUCGAAUACUGCGAGGACGCCAAAGCCGCGGGGGCCAACUACGUCCUGGCCCUGCCGGCCGCGUACUUUGGCAAAGCGACCACGCCCGGGGUCGUGCAGCGCUUCUUUGACGACGUCGCGACCGGCUCGCCCCUGCCUGUCUUGAUCUACAAUUUCCCUGCAGUGUGCAACGGUGUCGACUUGGACUCGAGUGCCAUUGCGGCCAUUGCGAAGAAGAAUUCAAAUAUUGUCGGCGUCAAGUUGACGUGCGGUAGUGUCGCAAAGAUUACCCGGCUGGCGGAUACGUUUGCGCCGGACCAGUUCGCCGUGUUUGGCGGCCAGAGCGAUUUCCUGUUUGCGGGCCUCACGGUGGGCUCGGCGGGCUGUAUUGCGGCGUUUGCAAAUGUGUUUCCCAAGUCGCUGGCCAGAAUCUAUAAGCUGUACAAGGAGGGAAAACUGGCGGAGGCGUUGGAGCUUCAGCGCAAAGCGGCGCAUGCGGAGGUCCCGAUUAAAUUGGGCAGCGCGGCGACAAAGUACGCUGCGGCGAUUUACAGCGCAAAGGCGGCGGGUAUUGAAGGCGCAGUGGAGAAAUUGAAGCCCCGCAGACCGUACGAGGGACCGUCGGAGGCGGUCAUGCAGAGCGUGAGAGAUACCAUGGCGGGGUUGGCCGAGGUUGAGGCUGCGUUGUGAAUGAUGUUUGUGUUCUUUCUUUCAAUUUUUUCCCCCCCAUUCUUUCUUUCAUCUUUUUCUUCUGUUUUUUGAGUUUUCAUCUUUUCAUGAUUCCUACAUUUGCCUCUUUUUUUCUAGUUUUAUGUUAUUUUCUCCCCCCCCCUUUUUAGACCUUUUUAUUCUUCUUCCAUUUCCCCAUUGUCUUUUCUACACAACUCGACUGCAAAAACAUGCAUCGCGGCCAGCAUUUGACAGCUCUACAUAAAAGCACCAAUAGACAUCGUCACAUACCUGAGAUAUCUACUUAUUUAUUUACUCUCCUA
Messenger RNA from Xylona heveae TC161, 1601 nucleotides. RefSeq names its product dihydrodipicolinate synthetase. The transcript has a single exon. NCBI's taxonomy places the organism in Eukaryota, Fungi, Ascomycota, Xylonomycetes, Xylonales, Xylonaceae. Gene Ontology annotation, molecular function: 4-hydroxy-tetrahydrodipicolinate synthase activity. Bases 352 to 1299 code for a protein of 315 amino acids. The record is from RefSeq and is a predicted model, not a curated record.